GAGGAAAAUUGGUCAGCGGGAGCAAAAAAUCUGCAAUACAUCAAAUCUUGUCUUCAUUAUUCUGGAAAGUGCGCUACAGAAAAGUGCUGGAACGAUGACGAAGACGACAGUUAUGAACGGCUGCGUCUCGAACGUCCCAUAUCUCAUAUACUCACUACGCGCUCCAUUAGAGAGACUCCAAAGAGAGGCUCUCAGCUGGCUGUGAAGGCCCUUCCUCGUUCACAGCAGAAUAUUCUCAAAUUUAGUGGAAUACGACCGGUAGCGUCCAGGGACAUUCAAGAUGAGCAGCCGGUAGAUCUGGCGGAAGUACUAAGCCGAUGGCCAGGGCACGGAUCUGAAGAUUCUGAGACCUCGUUCAAGCGUCCAUCAGGCAUCAGCUCAGUCAAAGAAUUACAUUCCCUUUUGCGUCCGGUGGAAUUCAAAGACGAAGAAGACGAAGAGCCGUACAAACAACAUAUGGUUGUUGUCGAUGGAUGGCAAGCAUUUCGGAUACCCUCGUCCCCGCUCACAGCUGGCACUCCAUCGCUGGGAGACAGCUCGAGCGAUGUUGAUGAACUUUUCUUGGCCUCGCCAACGAGCGACGAGCCGUUCGUCCAGUCUCUGAUGUCCGCCAAAAUGGAGGAAUAUGAGCUUUCCCGAUCACAGAAGAUCGGAAACGCGCAGAGCAAGCCCCCGAUGCUCGGUGAAGGCCAAAGCCUCUCAACAUUCCUCUCCCCGCUGAUUUCCAGAUCCGCUGCCGGAAAGACAGAACCCAAUGUAGUCACCACACCGAAGUCUCGGCCUUCCUCCGCGCAUAGGACCGUAAGCUCAUCUAUGCUAGGGCAACCGCCUUCUACCCUAGAGGAUGGCGAUGCGGCAGUUACUGGCGACAGACGGUGGACAUUCAACGUCUUCUCGGACGACCCGAGUUGUGAUCUCGAAGCCACAAUGGAGAAGUUAUGCGGGAUCCCCUUUGAUGAGGAUGACCUUCAUGGUGUAAUCCUGCGAGAAAAGCUUGAUGAAAAAGAGACUAUGCUGAUGGACGUCCCCGUUCUUCGGCCUCCGAAUGAACAUCCACCCUCGAACGGUGUUUUCUUACCGAGCAGAUUACAGGAGCUCCUUGCCCCGCCGAAGCCACCUACCGCCAUGCCUGGUGAGCAAGCUGACGUAGAGGAUGCUCGGCCCAACUCAGGGUCAGGGUUUCUGAGGAAAGUGAAGGGGCUGCAGUUGCUCAAUAUAGAGCUAUCAUGGAGGCCAUUCAAAUAUGGCCCGACUAUCCCGACUGACGAAGAGGUAACAGAGGUUGCUGAAAACAUUAGCUGCGCUCUAGUCAAAGGAUUACACGUCGAUGAGAGGACCUUGACGGAGAUAAUGCACAAAGCCGACGAAGCACCGAUAUCAGAGACAGAUUUCAAGAAGGACCCAAGCUUUUGUCCGUCGCUGCGUAAGUGUUGGUCUGACGAAUGUCUGACGGACAAAUUUGGCAAGCUGUCUACUGGGUUCGACGACGACCAUACAAUAAUCAACCAAAGGCGCAUAAUAGUGCUUGAUGUCAGCCGCCAAAAUGAAGAACUACAUUCCAGCGAUUCAGAGAAUAAUCAAGGCUACCAUGUGGACGACAUCAGCGAACAUGCUGUUCAUCCACCGAAGCGCAUAAGACUUGAAGCCACAUACAACGAAUAUGUUUACAGUUCAGCAGACCCCGUAGACGGCUUGAUGAUAGAAGACUCUGGCAUCUUCAUUGAUUUGUCACAUGCGCUUGAUGACGAGAAGAGGAUGUUCACGAACUUGGCGUCUGAAGCUGAAGGAUUCGAAGGUCCAGACAUUGACGGAGAUCUCUUCGCGGACGUUGACCCAAUACAUCAGCUUUGUUGCGACCCCAGUCCUCCUGUUUCUCGUCCUCAAUGGCUGAAGGGACCUCACAACGCUCAGGAUCCUCGCUUGAGUUGCCUUGAAUGCCACCUGGACCCCCUCGAUACUUUGCUGUCUCGUCAUGAAGAUGCCAAUGCGCCCGAUGGCUUGAUCGCAAACGAUUCCCCUCCCACAGAUGCUGUCCACUCGCCAAUUGACCAUCAACAGGCUAAUUGCGCUCCGCGCCCGUUGCAUUCAUUCAAUCCGUCAACUUCAUUCACGACGGAACAGGAUCAUAUGUCUCUGAGCUCGCUUGAUCUUGGCCACCUGUCUGCUGAGACCUCUGUUGACCUGUUUCAGUUACCUCUGGCAGCACCUCGAUGCUCCCCUACGACUUUGAGGAAACCUGCUACGCCACCUACUUCGAACCAGCCAUCACCUAUGUCAUUCGCAAAGCAGUCAAUGACUAUUUUCUUGGGCCUCAAAGGAAAACGUCCGACUGAAAGUACGCUCAAAGUCGGCAGUCCUGCCCGGUCGGAACCUGCCUCUGUGAAGCCGACGACAACAGACACAGAAUGCCGGUCUGCCAAUACGCAGGAUCCUCCGUCGCAUUGUAAUAGCAUACCUGAAGAGUUGCUUGAUGCUCGUACGUUGUGCCUCUCGGACGUCACCUCGCCAGGCAGCGUGCAUCGGUACCUGGCGUCUAUCGAUCUCAUCCACAAACGGGUUCUUGUUCGUUAUCUGACAUCGGCACAAUGCGCCAUUGACCUGAUCGAACGCGAGUCUCUCGGUGGAGUACAUCUCAUCCUAGAUGCCGAGACUGCCGUGCUGUUCUCGUCUUUGGCAUCUCUACCUUCGCAACUGGAGGAUCUUACAAGGACACUAUCUGAGCUCUCUUGGCGAUUCAUGCGAGUUCUGGUGCUCUUCGAAGGAUUCCCAUCGAGCCAUGCCUACAGGGAGAUAAAAGGAACUCCAGGAGUGAUGCUCUAUCCCUUUCCUCCCUUUAUCAUUAAGGCUGUGAAGAAGAUGCGCAGAUAUCUGAACAUUGCCGAUGCAUAUCAAUCAAAAUGCUCAGGCUCAGUCAUUUCCUGCGCCUUCGCCUCAAGUGUCGAGGAGGCUGCACUGCUUGUGAGGCGCUUCGGUGAUCAGGCCCAGAGCAGAACUCCUCUCGGAAACGUGCUGUGGGGUAGCCGCGAAUGGCUCGACUUGGAUGAGCAAGACGGUGAGCCAGAUCUAGCUCAAGUUGAUGGGAUGAACUCCUUCGCUGCAUCGAUCAUCCUCUCGCAAGUGUCUUUGGACGAGUUCCUAGGCAUGACGGUUCAGGAACGACUGGACGCCUUCGGCGCUCUUGUUGGUUUCGAGAGAAUCGAACGCUUCAAUACAGAGCUAGAUCGGCGGGCACAAGCG
Molecule: messenger RNA, 3237 nt
Organism: Laetiporus sulphureus 93-53
Lineage: Eukaryota; Fungi; Basidiomycota; Agaricomycetes; Polyporales; Laetiporaceae
Exons: 10
Source: RefSeq, a predicted model, not a curated record